This is a messenger RNA of Pan troglodytes (chimpanzee), 1768 nucleotides long. It is a transcript of the gene MAGEF1, whose product is annotated as MAGE family member F1. Gene Ontology annotation, biological process: negative regulation of transcription by RNA polymerase II. The record is from RefSeq and is a predicted model, not a curated record. NCBI's taxonomy places the organism in Eukaryota, Metazoa, Chordata, Mammalia, Primates, Hominidae. Gene Ontology annotation, cellular component: nucleus. The transcript has a single exon. Bases 302 to 1234 code for a protein of 310 amino acids.
GACCGGAAAAGGAGGGGCUGCGCCCGGCACUAGGGUCGCCAUCCUGGCUGAGGUGGCCGGAAAUGGCCCCUCGCGCGGGCGCGGACUGAGGCUGCGCGCCGCAGGUUCCGGCUGCUGGCGGCGUUGCGGCCGCAGGUUUGACUCCCGUGCGGUGCCGCCCAGCAGCCACAAAGCUCCCGCUGCCAUUGCUCCUUGUACUCCCGCCGCCACUGCCGCUGUCCAACCCCUCCCCCGGGGCUUGCGCGGCGGCUCCCACACCCCUCGGCCCGUGUACGCGCUCUGCACCUGCCUGCCCGAAAACAUGUUGCAGACACCAGAGAGCGGGGGGCUCCCGGUCCCGCAGGCCGAGGGGGAGAAGGAUGGCGGCCAUGAUGGUGAGACCCGGGCCCCGACCGCCUCGCAGGAGCGCCCCAAGGAGGAGCUUGGCGCCGGGAGGGAGGAGGGGGCUGCGGAGCCCGCCCUCACCCGGAAAGGCGCGAGGGCCUUGGCGGCCAAAGCCUUGGCAAGGCGCAGGGCCUACCGCCGUCUGAAUCGGACGGUGGCGGAGUUGGUGCAGUUCCUCCUGGUGAAAGACAAGAAGAAGAGUCCCAUCACACGCUCGGAGAUGGUGAAAUACGUUAUUGGAGACUUGAAGAUUCUGUUCCCGGACAUCAUCGCAAGGGCCGCAGAGCAUCUGCGGUAUGUCUUUGGUUUUGAGCUGAAACAGUUUGACCGCAAGCACCACACUUACAUCCUGAUCAACAAACUAAAACCUCUGGAGGAGGAGGAGGAGGAGGAGGAGGAGGAUCUGGGAGGAGAUGGCCCCAGAUUGGGUCUGUUAAUGAUGAUCCUGGGCCUUAUCUAUAUGAGAGGUAAUAGCGCCAGGGAGGCCCAGGUCUGGGAGAUGCUGCGUCGGUUGGGGGUGCAACCCUCAAAGUAUCAUUUCCUCUUUGGGUAUCCGAAGAGGCUUAUUAUGGAAGAUUUUGUGCAGCAGCGAUAUCUCAGUUACAGGCGGGUGCCUCACACCAAUCCACCGGAAUAUGAAUUCUCUUGGGGUCCCCGAAGCCACCUGGAAAUCAGCAAGAUGAAAGUCCUGGGGUUCGUGGCCAAACUGCAUAAGAAGGAACCGCAGCACUGGCCAGUGCAGUACCGUGAGGCCCUAGCAGACGAGGCCGACAGGGCCAGAGCCAAGGCCAGAGCUGAAGCCAGUAUGAGGGCCAGGGCCAGUGCUAGGGCCGGCAUCCACCUCUGGUGAGGGUUGGUGAAAAGUUGGCCAGUGGGUCCCCGUGAGGACGAGCUACUGUCCUGAGUCAUAAGUAAUAUGGGUGGGGCGAGGGUCUUAUUUCUGUAGAAAUCGUGUGACUUUAAGGAUUUAGAUUUUGUAUCUUAUGUUUUGUAACAUUUAAUAAUUACUGUUAAAAUGCUGUUUGUAAAUGAGAUUGGUCUACUUUUUCCUGUAGGAUUUUAUUGUAGAGUUUUGCUGGUUUUGUAAAAUGGAUUGAAGAACUUUGUAUUUAUACUGUGAUUUUGAACAGAUUAUGCAACAUUGGAAGGAAGGCUGUACUUUGAUGGGUUGAAGGAACUCAGCAGUAUGAUGAUCUCGUUCCAGGGGAAAAAAACAGCUGGUUGGUGUCUAGCCCCGCAACACUUUUGUCUGUUGUGUAUAAAAGAAGAAAGACUGGCAUGUACCUCCAUUUGCUUAGCUAUUUGAGUAUCUAGAGAAAAAUUAAAAUGCAAUGAGUUAGCAGCAUACCCUGGCACACUUAAUAAAUUAAACAUUUGUGGAGCA